Molecule: messenger RNA, 1455 nt
Organism: Copidosoma floridanum
Lineage: Eukaryota; Metazoa; Arthropoda; Insecta; Hymenoptera; Encyrtidae
Product: putative protein-glutamate O-methyltransferase
Source: RefSeq, a predicted model, not a curated record
AUGUCAAAAGUUUUUCAAGAACUUGAUUGUGAAGAGACUGACGGUGUAGAAGAUAUAGAAACACCUUUUGAUACUUUUCUACGUCCAAAAUACAAAAAGAGCCUUGCAUAUAGAAUAUUUAAACAUAAGAUUCCAGUUUUACUUGAUCAAAUAAUAGACUCAUUGAAUCAAAAUAAAGACGAAAUUUUAAAAGCUCAUAGUGUGGAAGUCAUUGAUGAUAUCAAGCAGGUUGUUGAAGGUAUCAAAAACUUGAAAACUGAAUUGAUAGCAAAUAAACCCCUUGUUCCACUAAAACCAAUCAAUCAUAGAAAAUAUGAUGAUGCAAAACUUUGGAAUACUCAAUUGGAAAAUUUGUCAAAAGUUCAGAAUGAAAAACUAACUUGGUUCAACGCUAUUUUCUUUAUUAGUGAAAGUUACUUGUACAGAAGACUAGCACAGGAAUUUUUUCUAACAAAACAUUUAAAAAACUAUGAUCCAUUUUCACUACUAAAGCAUGAGAUGUACUUUGAAGCACUACAAAAUAUCAGUCUGUUGUGUGAGCAUAUGAUGCUACUACUUAGUAAAAACUGUGAUGUCGCAGAUCUAGAGUGCGACUUUAUUAAUUUACUCAGACUGAAUCUAUGGGGCAAUAGGAGUGACUUAUAUCUGUUGGCCAGAGGUUUAACUUCUCAUGGUAGUGCAAAAGACUUAUUGGAGUCAUUGAAUAAAAAUAUUUUAAUCGAUGACAGUAAAAGAGUUUGGAAACUCAUUCUUCAGAAAUUUAAAUGUGAAAACAAAUCAAUAGUGAUCGACGUUGUUUUAGAUAAUUCUGGCUAUGAAUUAUUUACAGACAUUUGCUUGGCAGCAUUUUUUGUUAAGAGGAAAUUGGCCAGUAAAAUAAGAUUUUACGUUAAAUGUUAUCCGUGGUUCAUUAGUGAUGUUUUGACAAACGAUUUUCAUUGGCUCAUUGAUACUAUGACCAAGUCAGACGACAAAAAUAUUCAAUCAUUUGGUACAUUUUGCAAUGGGUGUCUGGAAAAUGGCUCGUGGGCCAUAGAGGUAAAUUUUUGCAAGCUCAAGAUUUUUAUUCGCUCCUUAAAAACAAAAAAUUUUCCAUUGCAGGAAGAAUCUUUCUGGACUGAGCCGUUUGAUUAUGCAGAUAUGAAAAGCAUAAGGCCAUCACUUUACAAUAAAUUAUCUGUAUCUAUUUUAGUUAUAAUCAAAGGUGAUCUCAACUAUUCUAAACUCAUGGGUGAUAUUAAUUGGAAAUACGUGACAAAUUUCAAACAAGCUCUUAGAGGAUUUCAACCUACUAAUUUGGUUUGUUUACGGACAAUAAAGAGUGACAUAUGCGUCGGUUUGCCUGCAGGAAAAGUAGAGGAAUUAAAAAUGGAUGAUUCCAAAUGGAUGUAUAAAGGCCAGUUUGGACUUAUACAGGCUUUCACUGAUUAUAAUGGUGAAAAUGAAAAGUAUUAA